AUGGCUAAGGAGUGGACACUUCUGUUGCUCUGUGGCAUUCUGGGGUCUGGAUGCAGCGAAAAGCCAGCAUGGUUCAAGAACAUCACAACAAGUCUUUUUAAAUCCCCUGGAGAUAUUCUGAUAGGAGGACUUUUCCCCAUUAACGAACUGACCAGUGACCUGAGCAAACGGGUAAAGCCUGACGAUCUUGAGUGCAACAGUAUAAGCACGUACGGUGUGUCUCUCGCAUUGGCGAUGAAGUUCUCUUUGGACGAAAUCAAUUCUAAAGAGUAUCUUCUCCCUGGAAUCACACUGGGAUUUGAGAGUUACGACACGUGCAUGCAACCAGCCGUGGUCAUGAGGCCCGUCCUCCAGCUUCUCACAAAGGAAUCGACAAAAGAAUUGGACAUUGCCUGUAACUACACCGACUACAAGCCUCGUGUUAUAGCUAUCAUAGGACCAAACAGCUCCGAGCUGGUCCCAGUUAUUGGAAAGCUGAUUGGAUUUUUCUUGAUGCCUCUGAUUAGCUAUGGUGCCACCAGCGACGUGUUCAGUGACAAAGAGACCUUCCCGUCCUUCAUGCGCACAGUCCCUAGUGAUCGCUGGCAGGUUGCCGCCAUGGUGCAGCUUCUGAAAGAGUUUGGGUGGAAGUGGGUUUCGGUAGUAGGUAGUGAUGAUGAAUACGGACAGAAGGGUCAGGAGCUGUUCUCCAGCAUGGCCAAUGAGCAGUCCAUCUGUGUGGCAUAUCAGGGUUUGAUUCCUGUAUACAGCGAUCAAGAGCAAACGGUGAAAGAGAUUCUCAGUCGUAUUGAGGACGCCAAAGUGGGAGUGGUGGUGGUCUUCUCUUCUCCAAAGCCAGCAAGAGACUUCUUCAUAGAGGUAAUCAAACGAAACAUGACAGGUGUUUGGGUGGCAAGCACAGCAUGGGCUCUGAAUGAUGCUGUAGCCACCCUGCCCGGGAUCAGUUCAAUAGGAACAGUGCUGGCAUUUGCAGACAUCACAAGACCUCUUCACUUAUUCACUCCUUAUAUCUAUGAGCUCUUCACCAAAUUGGAGGAGAUGCCAAUCCCCGAGCAGCCAGAUACAGAUAUCUCUCCUCUGGACAACCCUUGCCCAAUGUGCAGCUACCUAAGCAAAGCCAAUGUGAGCAUGGUACAGACGGUGGAGCGGUCAGCUUUCAGUGUGUAUACUGCCAUCUACUGUGCUGCUCAUGCACUGCAUAACUUGCUGGGAUGCAAUGCCACCCACUGCGCUCUAAAUCCCAGGACUGACAAUGUUUAUCCAUGGCAGCUGUUACAGAGUCUCCAAAAACUUUCUGUAGAUCUCGAGGGGGUCAAUUUUAAGUUUGAUAAAGAGGGUAAUCCAAACGUUGGCUAUGAUGUUAUGCAAUGGAACUUUAGUGACAACACUGUGCACUUGGACAUAAUUGGAAACUUUUAUCAGAACCUAACAAUUAAUGAAAAGAAAAUAAAGUGGCACACGGAAAACGGAAAGGUGCCAAUGUCCACUUGCUCCUCAGACUGUGGGAUAGGACAGGUGCGCAGAGUUAAAGGCUUCCACUCGUGCUGUUUCGACUGUAUUGACUGCAAGGAAGGAACGUUCCUGAACAACUCAGAUGACAUCCAGUGUAAAUCAUGUCCUGCUGGCCAGUGGUCCACCCUACGAAGCACAAGCUGCGUCUAUCCCAUCUAUACUUACCUGGACUGGAGCAACUAUGAGUCCAUUGGACUCAUUCUGGGAGGAGUUUUAGUUCUAGUGUCACAUUUAUGGGUAGGGGCUCUAUUUUUCAAGCACAGAGGAACUCCACUGGUGAAAAGUGCAGGUGGACUACUGAGUGGCCUUAUGUUAUUGAGCCUAGCGGGAACAUGUGUAAGCCUGGUGCUGUUCCUGGGUCAGCCAGGAGACAUCGUCUGCCGUCUGCAGGAGCCACUAAAUGCCUUUUUCCCCACGGUGGCCCUCUCAGUCAUCCUGACCAUUUCCCUUCAGAUUGUGUGCAUCACAGAAUUCCCUGAAAAGUCUUGUGAUCAUCUGGAGAACAUACGAGGACGAGGGAGCUUGUUUGUUAUUCUGGGAUGUUGUGGGGUCCAAGCAGGACUGUGCGGUUGGUAUGCCCAAGAAGCUCCCUCUCUGACCCAAUACGUCGCCAGUUUGGAGGUGACGUACAUAAAAACCUUUUUGCGUUGUCCAGUGGAGCCCAUGUUAAACUUUGGUUUGAUGCUUGGUUUCAAUGUUCUGCUGGCACUGGUGUCAUUCAUGGCCACCUUCAUGGCUCUAAAGCCGCCUGGACAGUACAACGUGGCCAGAGACAUCACCAUCUCCACCUUGAGUUACUGUGUUUUGUGGGUGAUGUUCAUCCCCAUCUACACAAGUCUAAAUGAUAAAGAAAAGUCUAUCGCUCAAGUAGGAGUCAGUUUACUCAGUAAUCUAGGGUUGGUAGCAGCCUAUUUCUUCCCUAAAUGCCAGCUGUUGGUCAAACACCCAGAACUUAACACAGAUGAUCACUUUCGUACAUUUUUAGAAGGGGUCCCACCAACACCACCUGAAGAAAGCUAGAUGCA
Molecule: messenger RNA, 2537 nt
Organism: Carassius gibelio (silver crucian carp)
Lineage: Eukaryota; Metazoa; Chordata; Actinopteri; Cypriniformes; Cyprinidae
Product: taste receptor type 1 member 3
Exons: 8
Coding region: 1-2532 (843 amino acids)
Biological process (GO): G protein-coupled receptor signaling pathway; sensory perception of sweet taste; sensory perception of umami taste
Cellular component (GO): membrane
Molecular function (GO): G protein-coupled receptor activity
Source: RefSeq, a predicted model, not a curated record